Molecule: messenger RNA, 717 nt
Organism: Necator americanus (New World hookworm)
Lineage: Eukaryota; Metazoa; Nematoda; Chromadorea; Rhabditida; Ancylostomatidae
Exons: 1
Coding region: 1-717 (238 amino acids)
Source: RefSeq, a predicted model, not a curated record
AUGAAGGUUUUUGAGAGUGUUCUGGAAGCUCGUCUGAGGAAAAUUGUUAGCGUUUCACUCAACCAGUGCGGUUUUGUGAAGGACUGCAGCACCAUAGAUGCUAUCCAUGCUGUCCGAAUCCUCCUGGAGAAACAUCGAGAGAAGAACCGCAGUGUGCAUCUUGCUUUUCUCGAUCUCGAGAAAGCUUUCGACCGUGUUCCACAUGAGCUGUUAUGGAUGUCCAUGAGGUCGCAUAGAGUACCAGAUGAAUAUGUGCGGUGGACGAAGCUACUUUAUGCGAAGCCUACCAGCGUUGUACGAUGUGCUGCUGUAACAAGCAGGCCAUUUCCUGUACAAGUAGGGGUUCAUCAGGGUUCAUCCCUCUCACCUCUGCUGUUCAUACUGUGCAUGGACACGAUAACGAAGGAAAUCCAGAAGCAGCAUCCGUGGACUCUACUCUUUGCCGACCGGAAGGAUCAGCUGCAGCAAUAUGGAUUGCGCUUCAACACAUCAAAAACUGAGUACAUGGAGUGCGGACCAAGGAUAGAGGAUGGUUCAAUUCGUGUUGAUGGCACCGAAUUAAACAAGGUGAACUGCUUCAAGUACCUUGGAUCCAAAGUGACUUCCACAGGCGACAUUGAUCAAGAAGGUCGAGCACGUGUUAAUGCUGCAUGGAUGAAAUGGAAAAUGGCAACAGGGGUACUGUGCGACAAGAAAGCCCCUUUUCGACUAAAGUAA